Messenger RNA from Poecilia latipinna (sailfin molly), 3662 nucleotides. Its product is annotated as plexin-C1-like. Gene Ontology annotation, biological process: positive regulation of axonogenesis; regulation of cell migration; negative regulation of cell adhesion. The record is from RefSeq and is a predicted model, not a curated record. The transcript has 16 exons. Gene Ontology annotation, molecular function: semaphorin receptor activity; protein binding. The coding region runs from base 522 to 3455 and encodes 977 amino acids. Gene Ontology annotation, cellular component: plasma membrane; semaphorin receptor complex. Lineage: Eukaryota; Metazoa; Chordata; Actinopteri; Cyprinodontiformes; Poeciliidae.
AAAAUCUUUUAAAGUAGUUUUCUUUAUUUCAUUAGACAUUAUUUGUGUAUAGACAUGGUGUUACAAGAAAACAAUUCAGAACCAAACCCAGUUGGGAUAAGUACAUACAUGUUUUAACGUUUUUUUUAUUUAUUUGUUUAUUUGUUCAUUUAUUUAUUUAUUUUAAAGUGGGCUUCCGAGAUUUAACACUAGAUGGCACUGUUGCCAAAGAUGGAAAGCGAUGCUCUAUGUUUGCUGAUAUAAUUAGCAUUUAAUCAAAAGUAAUUUAAUAUCUGCCAUUUCUUGGCAAAAGUUGAGAUACAUCACACAUUGUCACAGUUGUUAACCUAAAUCAAGGCAAAGACAAAAUGAAUGCAAAUAUAAAUGCAACAUAUCAAGGAUUGCUUAUAUUCUCCAUUUCUGAAAGUAUGCUUUGGGCUAAAAGAAAUGCACAUCAAGUUGCCAUGUUUAACAAACAAAAAAACAAUGUGAUAUAAAUCUAUAUUUGUGCUCCAAUCUUUACAAACUACGUGAGACAAACCAUGUAUUUUUAUUUGUGGUUCUGCUGUGUGGGCUCAGUUCCUCCCACAGUUAGCACCUUUAGCUUUAGUUGUCAUCUCUGCAGAGACCCACAGAUCAGUGUCCCUCAGUGUCUCAGUCAUUGCUGCAUCCUUUGGUGCAACAUGAUCCUGCUGCUCGGUCUGCUUUGUGCUGUCUGGGUCAAAACUGCGUGGAGUCACAAGGAAGAUGGAAGUUUCAGUUUUGAGGGAAACAUUCAGCAGGUUGCAGUGGCCACCAACUCUGUUUACAUCGCUACAGAGGAGAAGCUUUACCAGCUGAGCCAUGACCUGACUCUGCUGCACAGCCUGACCCAGAGAGGGAUCCUGAAGGACGACAAUGGGAUGGGUGUUACGGAGUUUCAUCGAAUCUCAGAAACGGAUUUGUUAAAUGCAAAGUUUAGUGUCAAUAUUUUAAUUCCAUUUGCUAGGAAUGAUACAGUGGUCAGCUGCGGUGUGACCAACAAUUACUGUGGUUAUUGUGAGAUUCUGGACCUGAAGAACAUCAAUAAGCUGGUUUACAGUGAAUCCAUCCAGGUGGGACCUCUAAGGAGCAGCAGUGGGUCUGUCAGCUUUCUGGUGGAUGUGAAGAAGAAUUCAGGUCAGACUGAGACUUACAUUCUGACAGCGAUAAAGAACCAUAGAGACAAGACAGAGGAGGACAGGUGUAGCGCUGAUUUAAAGACUAUCAACCUUCACAACACAGAUCACAGACAGCAUGGGGAAAUAUUUUCCUGGUCUGGUCAGUCAGGUGAUAAACCUGGGAUCCAAACUGAAGCUGAUGUAGAUUUUGUGGACGGAUUCCAGAUCAACUCAACAGUGUAUCUGUUCUCCAACGUGGCAUCAGGAGGUGAAACCAACAAAGUCCGUCUCAUCUGGCUUCAGGCUGAAACCAGUAAAAGUGACACUCUGAAGUCUCUUCGUGGAGCGACUCUCAGUUCCUCUGGAGGUGAAGGCAGCAGACUGCUGGCCUCCUCGGUCGUCCCAGGUGGUCAGCAGGUCCUGUGGAGUGGAGUGUUCAGUGUGGAUAAAGGAGGAGAAAACACUGAGCUGCUGCUGUUUGACAUCAGUCCUGAUCUCAGCAUGGAGAUGAAUAAAGAUCCAGACUUUUUUUACACACCAAAAAGUACAGAUCCCUUGUUAGGACCAAAUAAUCUAAAACCAAAGGUCGUUCUUCUGAAACACAAUGACAUGACCUCUGUGUUGGCGAUGAAGCAGAAGGCCUGGAUGGUGUUCUUCAUUGGAACAGCAGACGGUUUGCUUAUGAAGCUUGCUGUAGACAGGAACUUUAAGCCCACCUGUCCAGAGAUUCUCUACAGAGAGAGUGAAAAACGCAAAGUGUUUCCCAAAAUCCAUCUGGAUCAAGUGGAUCGGAACCAUGUGUAUUUGCAGCUUAAAAAUAAGAUUGAGCGGGUUGCAGUGUCGAGGUGUAGCACUCACAGAGAUGUGAGGGCUUGUCUGUCUGCACAGGAUCCCCUCUGUGUGUGGUGCGUCUCUGAAGACAGCUGUACAUUUGAGGACCACUGCACAGACUCAGAGUGGUUUUCCAUCCCUGAUGAACCUCAACAGGAAAUGAUUUCCCACCGAGUUGUGAAGGAUUCCAGUGGAAUGGUCAAAGUAAUCAUCCAGACACACCUGACUGUGCCGCAGAAGGUUCAGUCUAACUUCACCUGUGAAUUCUCUUCAAAUUCUAGUCAGAUUUGUAGGCAGCAGGGGUUUUCAGCACAGUUCCCUCAGUGCACAUGCAUCCUUAUCAACACUCUUCUGACUGAUGUCCUGGAUGUCACCAUAAACAUCAACGUUGGGAAAUCUGAGCUGACAGAGCAAAGAAAACUAAUCAACUGUUCAAGUGUUCAUGGACAACCAAGUUCCCAUCUGUGCCGACAGUGUAUCAGAUCUGGGUGCCAGUGGAUGGAGAACAGCUGUUCCUGGGCCAGUGAACUUACUCACAAUACUCAGAAGGACGUUUGCCUGGAGAUGGAAGCUGAGAUGAACAUUUCUACACCAGAUGUCGUCUCCAUUACACCGAGCGUUGUGUCUCUGUAUGGGAAAAACCACGCUUUGUUGUCAGGUCAGAACCUGAGCGACGUGAUCGGAGUGAGAAUCUCAACGCACAUGGACUGUAGUCCUCAGGAAUCUCCUGUGUGGAACAACACUGGUGUCAGUUUGACCUUUCACAUCCCCACCACUGAAACUAGGAGAUUGGUCAAAGUGUGUGUUCUUCUGCCUGAUGGUAGUUGCCACGGAAACGCUACAGUCACCUAUCAGCCGUUACCAGUCUGCACUGACAUAGUACCUCGGAGCAGCUGGAGGAGUGGGAAGAGGAAGGUCAAACUCAUUGGGACCCAUCUGGAGUUUGUGGAUGGGCUGAUGCAGAGCCACGCCCAGCAGCAAGUGUUGCUUCCCAGGAACAGCAGCAGUGAGAAUCUCACCUACGAUACGCCUACAGCAGAAAACGGUCAGAUUUGCUGCAGCACCGUUUUUCUGAAAGUAGCCAAUCAAACUGUGGCCUGUUUGGUCAAACUAACAUACCUUCCUGAUCCAGAGUUUACCAGCUUCACUACAGAGAGGCUGGGAAAUGAUGUCCAUGUUGUUAUUCAUAAAAGUUCAGAUAAACUGGAGAUGACAGCAGCAGAGUUGCUGGUGUGGGGCGUUGAGGGUGAAAAGCAACAUCCCUGUGUCAAAAUAAAAGAAAAUCAUAACAAAACAGAUUCCUUUAUCUGUGACAUCCAAGGAGUUAACAAUACUAACUUUAGGGCUAUAAAGAUUAAAUAUGGUGACACAACUGUGUUUAUUCAGACUCUAUCUUCAUUGCAUCUGGGCCUUCUGAUUCUACAUUUCCUUCUCAAAUGUUCUAUUCUUACUGUGCUGGUUGUUUUCUGUCAGUGGGAAAAGAGACAAACAAGUUCUGAUUACUGAUCAUUUCUCAUCCAGAGGAUCAGUGGGAACAAGUACAGUCGUAGGAUUCUGAAUGUGUACAUCAUGAUCUAUGCUUUGUCCUUACAGUUUUAGACUUUACAGUAUAUUCUAACAUGCUUCUUUCUCAUCCAAAUGGAUCUUUCCUGAAUCAUAAGUGAACUAAAUGGCUGAAAAGGGCACCUAGAAACUGUUGAAUUUCCUUAAGAC